This is a messenger RNA of Coffea eugenioides, 438 nucleotides long. RefSeq lists its product as uncharacterized. The record is from RefSeq and is a predicted model, not a curated record. The transcript is spliced from 2 exons. The coding region runs from base 1 to 438 and encodes 145 amino acids. NCBI's taxonomy places the organism in Eukaryota, Viridiplantae, Streptophyta, Magnoliopsida, Gentianales, Rubiaceae.
AUGUAUAGAUCAGCAAGCACUAACCGAGUCACCGAUGAUCACUUCAACUACCUUUCGCCGGCUGCGUCAUCGAAGGUGUCCACAGCCCUGAGAGCGCUGUCGCUGGAAACUAAUGAGUUGCCCGUCUAUGAACCACUCUCCGAGGCCUCUAAGAAAGAGAGAAGCCGUGCCAAAUUUGCAGAAAAUGCGGUUCAUAUCAUUCCUUUAGUUCUGCUCCUCUGUGCAUUCAUUCUCUGGGUUUUCUCCAAUCCAGAUAUUAACCUGCAAACGAAAGGUAAUUCUGGUGCGGCAAAAAUCGAAGGAUUGACAAUCGAAGGCGACGUAGAUAGCGAUGGUACUCAAACGGCAAAUUUACCCGUAGAGUUGGGAGAUCUGGAUUCAACAAAACAAGAAGAUGGCCUUCGCAAAGCUUCUAUUUUCGGGAAGGCAUCACCAUGA